AUGCAAUCAAAUUGCACGGCUCAGCGAACAAAACUCUGGCCAUCUACGCUACCUGAGCUACCAACAUUUUCCUCCAUAGAACAUCUAUAUACCAUUAUAAGACCAUGGUCAGUGGCCAGUUUCAGUGCCAGUUGUAUAUUCAGAUUCAACUCUUGGAAAAGGGAGCCUUUUCGUUGCGAAUUGAACGUCACUCCAAUAAAAAACGAACGAGGAUUUGUCGCAUUGUUUCUCUGCGUGUACAAACUCCUACCAUCGCCCAAACUUCCAAUGAGUCGUUCUGUGCUCCCACUGAUGCACUCUUUUACUCGGUUGGACACUCUGAAUACAGUGGCUCCGAGCCCAAGACUAUUGGAUGGGUCGUGUACGUUCCAGUGUCAAAUGGAUUCUGCUUUGAAGGUUCUCUACCUCAAUGAGAUGGCGAGAUGGCUAAAGUGGUUAUGGCGCGAAUUUAGUGACCAGAAUAUCUGUGGUUCGAACCCGACCUCUGCAUCUCGACUUCCCCUGUCUAGGCUUGGGUAA
Opisthorchis viverrini is the source of this 519-nucleotide messenger RNA. RefSeq lists its product as hypothetical. The record is from RefSeq and is a predicted model, not a curated record. The transcript is spliced from 3 exons. Bases 1 to 519 code for a protein of 172 amino acids. Lineage: Eukaryota; Metazoa; Platyhelminthes; Trematoda; Opisthorchiida; Opisthorchiidae.